This is a messenger RNA of Cottoperca gobio, 1767 nucleotides long. Its product is annotated as serine-rich adhesin for platelets-like. Lineage: Eukaryota; Metazoa; Chordata; Actinopteri; Perciformes; Bovichtidae. The record is from RefSeq and is a predicted model, not a curated record. The transcript has 6 exons. The coding region runs from base 34 to 1251 and encodes 405 amino acids.
UUGAUUGGCAGUGAGGAUGAACCAGGAUCUGAAAUGAUAAGAGAAUUACUGACAAGUUCAGUGUGCCAAAUAGUUCCGACUCGCUCACAGUCAACACAGGCCAUGGCUCCGUCACAAGUUUCUGGUAUGAAGAUGAGGAAUCUUCUUUUUGGAGUUAUUCUUGGACUUCUUGCUGUUGUCUACUCAACACCUGUUAAUACUGUGACCCAGAUCUCCGCCAUAGCUGAGGAUGAAAUUAUCAGAGAGGCCGUGACGGACGGGUUCCUCGUGGAAAACUUUUUCCUCCCUUCACUCACAACUGAAUCGUCCAAAAUAAACACGACCAUUCAAGCAACUCAGCAGUCAACCUCCAACUCCAAAGAGAGUGACAUGACUGAGGACAGUGCUAUGGGGGUGACCAACUACAAGUCCACGACCUCUGGGUCCCUCGAUUUGGCAACCACAACUCUGAGUGUUUCACAUGCUCACAGCUCUACCUCCACAGUCUUGCCAUUAAGGGACACCAAUUCAGAUUCAACCACCACCCAAAGCCCUCAGUCUAGCUUUAGCUCUUCAUCAGUGCCAAAUGAAGUCGAGUCAAGCAUCACUCCAGACCACAUCUCACUUUCUCAAACUACUAAUCACCCUGUCUUCAGCUUUGACUCCCUGAGCACCCAGAGUUCUGAAUCGGGGUCUGGAGAUAGAGAGAUGUUUGGCCCGUCCUCUUCUACAAUCCCCAGUAUGACCACCAGCUCCAACACAAAAACUAGCUCUGAAUCAUCAACCUUCACGACUGCUUUUAUCACACAAAAGGCUCCAGGAAUGUUUGGAGGAAGCGAAGGAUCAGGAUUCGACGAAUUGUCUGGAUCAGGAAUGGAGACCCUACUAGUGCCAACCACUACUACAAUGGCAAAAAAGCUAAGAAAGUUGGAUUUGGAAAGUUUCAAUCCUGUUCAACAACUAGUGGAACAACCUGCCACUGCAGGACAACUGAACAAAGGACACCAUACACCAGGCUGGAUCAUCAUCGUUGGUUUUAUUGUUGGGCUGGCAGCACUGGUAAUGCUCUUCGUUGCCAUCGCUACCAGAGACAAGUGGAACGGACCAAGCCAGUCAUCCCAGUUAGAGACCAAAACUAACUUCUUGAACCAGCAGAGGGAGGUAGAGAUGGAGACAUUCCUGCACAAAGACAAGCCCAGGGAGAAUGGAAAGGCGGAAGAGUACACAGUCAUCCCCCUGGACGAGCUUCCAGAGAAACAUUCAUCACAGUGAGGUUCAGACACAGACUCUCACGAGGUUUGAGACUCAUCACAGAACCAUAAGACUGUGUUUGAAGCAGAUGGAUUUGAUCAGAGGAAGAAAACUGUCAGGGCUUUUGAGCGAAAAGGUUUCUGUGAACUUUCACAAAUCUGAGCCCAGUCUGAACCACAAUCAUAGACUGGCUUUUCCUGCUGACUAGGAAAAACUCUACUUGUACCUUUACUUUGAAAAUACAGCAAUACUUGUGUUGGUGCAUUUAUUGCCAUUGUGUUAACUGAAGAAUACUGUUUGAUUCAUAAAUGCCAUUUAUUUCAAAAAAUGACUUUACAGUGUUUUAUUUCCAGUUUUUUUGUAAAUAAUUAAUGUUUUUUUUUUUUAUAUCUCACAGGUCUGUUAGUGGACAUAAGAACAUUAUUCUGUGAAAAAGUGUCUUUGUUUUAAUAUUGCUUUCUUUGUAAUAACGUUAUGUUGUGGAUUGUAAUUUAUAUUAAGCUGCUCUGUUGUUUCAUUAAAGAUGCUCUGAGUACU